This is a messenger RNA of Symbiodinium natans, 2025 nucleotides long. Lineage: Eukaryota; Dinophyceae; Suessiales; Symbiodiniaceae. The record is from the annotation of a GenBank genome assembly.
AUGGCGGCUGGCUUGAUAGCUCGUGCAGCCCGGGCAUCCUCGAUUGAUGCGGAGGUUGAGGCGUGCCUGCAGAAUGCCACGUCCCUUUUGGAUGAGGCCCGGAGCAUGCCUGGAUCCUUGCCAGCAAAUCCGGAGUUCGUCAUCCUGGAGGGGUUCCAAUGCUUGGUGCGGCACGUCCUUGCUCAACGGCCUGAGGUGGGAAGACACUUGCAGCGAGCAGAAAUCCUUUUUGAUGCUGCCUUGAAGCUCAAGAAGUCGUCUCCUCGUGCUCUGAUGGGAAAGGCCUGCGUCAGGGCAAGCCGCCGGGACUGGAAGCAGGCCCUGGAUUAUUUUAGAAGAGUGCUGCAGCGCGCAGCACCUCACGCGCCGCAAUCUGGAGAACAUCUCCAAGUUCUCAAGGAGUUGCGCUUUGCCUUAGCAACUUGCUUUGCUGGCCUAGGACGAUACCAACAGGCGAAGAACGCCCUGUUGGGUGUAGUGGCUGCUGACGCAAAGGACGUCGAAGCCUUGUGUGCCUUGGCUUACUUGGAGUCCAAGCCGGACCAGGGCAAUGAAGGAAGGCAGCGCGCCGCCACACACAUGGCGGAGGCCAUGCAAGCCGAUCCGGCGCAUCCUGCCGUUCUGUGCCGAGCUGCUGACCACGCGUUUGCAUGUGGUUUAGAGGAGGCAGGUCCUGGCGAGGCCCCAGAUUCCUGGCGGUUGGCUGAGGACUUGCUCCGAAGGGCUUUGAAGAUCAGCGAUUUGCCCCAGGUAGUUGCCGAGGUGAAUUAUCAACUGGGGAGACUGGAACAUGCCCAAGGCCGUUUCGCCGAGGCAAGGGACUUGUACAAGAAAUGCGUCCAGACCAACCCUGACCACCUCGUGGGAGUUUACAACUUUGCACAAUGCCUGGUCCACGAGCGAUCAUUUUCCAAUGCCGUGACCGUCCUCGAGCAGGCACCGCAACAGUUGCGCCAGGAACCAGAGGUUCUCAAGUUGCUGACGGCUGCAUACUUGGCAACAGGAGAGCACGACAAGCAGGCCUCAAAAAUAUCUGACGACUUGGUUGAAGCUCGCCCAGACGACAUUGAGGCUUGGGCUAUGAGGGCAGAGGCGUAUUCCAGGCUGGAGAAGAUGCUGACACCAAAGGAAACGAUCGAAUCGUACGAGCAAAUGGCCAGAUUGAUGAAGGACCCUGAAGCAUGGGCCAAAGUCACUCCGCAAAUGUGGAAUAACCUUGGCACUGUCAGGGCCAUGCAUGGCGAUCCUGCCCAAGCCAAAGAGGCGUACGACCAUGGUAUGGAGCGCGUCGAGGAGAUGCAGCAGCUCGGCGAUGCAAGUGGCCAAUCAGAGAAGGACCUGCGUGUGGCUGAAAUUACCAUGCGUUUCAACAAAGCCUGGUUGGCGGAAAACCAAGCGCAAGAGGGUGACAUGCUGCAGGCGAUUGGAGAGUAUCUGGCCCUAACAGAGGAGGUCAAGUGGUUCGCAGAUGCUUUGCUCCAACUUGGAGGGCAAUGGCAGCGUUUGGGCAGGACGGAGGAGGCUUUGAGAAAUUUCCAGGAGGCCAUGAAGAACAGCCCUUUUCUGGGCAAGCUUCUUUGUUCCGAGGCGCUCCGAGCGGCGGGAAAGUAUGAGGAAGCGCUGAAGUGGGGUGAGCGUGCAGCAAAGCAAGCGCAGUCGAACGAGCACUAUUAUGCCUGUGUCUUCGUCGGCAACCUUUUCUAUGAGGCCUCAGCCAAUCACAAGACAGGGCCGACGAUGAGUGACGACUACCUUAAAAAGGCUAUGGAAUACUUUGUCAAAGCUUUGGAAGUCAAGAAGGACUGUCAAUUUGCUGCCAACGGCCUCGGCAUGGUUUUCGCGAAGCGUGGAAAGAUGGACCUUGCCAAGCAGACUUUCCAGUCUGUGGUGCAGCACAAGGCCAUGGACGAGAAUCCUUCAGCGUACAUAAACUUGGCGCAUGUGUAUUUGGAGUCCACCGGAAAAGAUGCGGAUAUCAGGACGGGGCCAUUGGUCGGUACAAGUUCCUUUGUGAAGUUGCACUAA